Nicotiana tabacum (common tobacco) is the source of this 1056-nucleotide messenger RNA. NCBI's taxonomy places the organism in Eukaryota, Viridiplantae, Streptophyta, Magnoliopsida, Solanales, Solanaceae. The record is from RefSeq and is a predicted model, not a curated record.
AUGGAGAUGAAUGCCAGGCAGGAUACCAACAAAACAUAUUUCAAGUUUCUCAACUGUUGGGUGGAAAAUGAAGGUUUCAUACCCCUGGUUCAUGAAGUCUGGAAUGAGGAAGUCAGAGGCAAUCCUAUGUGGAUCUUCCAUCAAAAUCUUAAAGCAAUCUCUAAUGCCUUAAGUAAAUGGUUGAGGCAGGAAAAUGGGGAUUUUUUUCAGAAGGUCAAGAAAUAUAAAGAAAAAGUGAAGCAUGCAGAAAUGACUUGGGCACAAACAAAUGAUGUUGAUGGCAGAAUCAACUUUCAAGAGUGGUUCAAAGAUGGUGAUGCAGACUCAAGAUACUUCAACCGUUUAAUGAGAGGAAGAAGAAGAAAGUUGUUUAUACAUAAAAUCAAAGACCUUGAAGGUGAAUGGGUGCAAGGUGAUGAAGCUAUAGUGGAAGCUGCUUGUGACUACUAUCAGGAUCUAUUUAUAGAAACUUGUGGCAUCAUUAGAGAAGUCUUGCUAUCCUAUAUUCCAUCAUUUAUAACAGAUGAAGAAAAUGACCUUCUCACCAGAGAUCCAACUAUUGAAGAACUCAAUGAAGUGAUUUUCUCAAUGAAUCCUACAAGUACAGCAGGUCCUGAUUGCAUGAAUGGAAAGGAAAUUGUGCAAGGCAUCAAAAAGCCAAACAAAGGGACAAAUGUUGUUAUCAAGCUGGACAUGGCAAAAGCUUAUGAUAGGGUAUCUUGGAGCUUUACAUGUAUUAUGCUGAGAAGAAUGGGAUUUAAUGAAAGAAUAAUUGACAUGAUAUGGAAAACUAUGUCAAACAACUGGUACUCAGUGAUCAUCAAUGGCACUAGAUGUGAUUUUUUCCACUCUACCAGAGGCUUGAAACAAGGUGAUCUACUGGCCCCAUCUUUGUUCAUCAUAGGAGCAGAACUACUUUUUAGGAUGCUCAACAAACUCACCCAUGAUAAAUUCUUUAAUGGAUUCUACAUGGAAAAGAGGGGUCCACAAGUCAAACACCUAAGCUUUGCAGAUGACAUCAUAAUUUUCACAUCAGGAGGUAGAGCAUCACUGUAG